AUGGCCUUCCGAGGUGAUGCGCGAGGUCGUGGCGGAUUCAGAGGUGGUGACAGAGGAAGAGGAUCGUUUGGUGGAAGAGGUGGAGGGCGUGGUGGAUUCCAACAACAGAGCUUUGGGCCGCCUGCACAAGUGUUUGAAAUGGGCACCUUCAUGCACGCCACCGAGGGUGAAAUGGUCUGCGAGUCCGUCAACGCAAAGAUACCUUUUUUCAACGCCCCCAUUUACCUCGAGAACAAGACUAGCAUAGGAAAGGUGGAUGAGAUCCUGGGACCCAUCAACCAAGUCUACUUCACGAUUAAGCCGCAAGAAGGGAUUCAAGCUACGUCGUUCAAGAAGGGUGACAAAUUCUACAUUGGAGGAGACAAGCUAUUACCGCUGGAGAAGUUCUUACCCAAACCCAAGCCGCCGCCAGGUGCAGCGAAGGUCAGGAAGCCGGCAGGUGAACGAGGAGGCAUGAGAGGGGGAAGAGGAGCGGGCAGAGGACGAGGCGCACCUGGCCGGGGAGCACCCAGAGGCCGGGGCUCUUUUGGUGGGGGUGCUCGAGGUGCUCCCAGAGGACGGGGAGGAGCACCAGGGGCCAUGUCGCGGCGAGCGGGGCUCACCAAUGGCGGCGAGAAACAAACUCCUGCGCAGCCCAAGGACAAUGCAGCUCAAUCGAAACAAGCAAUGCUGUUAUCCUCAGAUUCGGGCCACUUCAGUCUGAUUAGGGCGCUUCAUCUCGCUGAUCUGAUCACCGAAUUGAAUGGCUUUUGUGGAUUCAUGUCAAUUCUCUCCUCGAUGCGUUAUUGUCUCGCAGACCCGAGCGAUCUCACGAAUCUCUGGCUUGCCUUUGGAUUCAUGCCGUUUGGUCUAUUCUUUGACUUUUUUGACGGCAAGGUGGCGCGGUGGAGGGAGAAGUCAUCCCUGAUGGGUCAAGAGCUGGAUUCACUUGCGGAUCUGGUCACAUUUGGCGUCGCCACCGCCGCCGCAGGAUUCGCCAUGGGGUUCCGUACGACCGUCGACCAGAUCUUCCUAGCCUUCUACGUCCUCUGCGGAUUGACUCGACUCGCACGGUUCAACGUGACGGUUGCAAUGCUACCAAAGGACAAGACUGGGAAAUCAAAGUACUUUGAGGGCACCCCGAUACCGUUUGCCUGCUUGCUGAGUUUGACGAUGAUGACGGCUUGCACUUGGUUCGGUUGGAUACACGAGGAUAUACCCCUAGGGACUAUCUUCAGUGGAACGGGGCUCGAGUUUCAUCCCAUUGGGGCGAUUUUCCUCAUCAAUGGAAUCCUCAUGACGAGCAGAACCCUACAUGUUCCCAAACCGUGA
Messenger RNA from Fonsecaea multimorphosa CBS 102226, 1311 nucleotides. RefSeq names its product H/ACA ribonucleoprotein complex subunit 1. Gene Ontology annotation, molecular function: box H/ACA snoRNA binding; phosphotransferase activity, for other substituted phosphate groups. Gene Ontology annotation, cellular component: membrane; box H/ACA snoRNP complex. The coding region runs from base 1 to 1311 and encodes 436 amino acids. Gene Ontology annotation, biological process: ribosome biogenesis; snoRNA guided rRNA pseudouridine synthesis; phospholipid biosynthetic process. The record is from RefSeq and is a predicted model, not a curated record. NCBI's taxonomy places the organism in Eukaryota, Fungi, Ascomycota, Eurotiomycetes, Chaetothyriales, Herpotrichiellaceae. The transcript is spliced from 11 exons.